Molecule: messenger RNA, 1033 nt
Organism: Pantherophis guttatus
Lineage: Eukaryota; Metazoa; Chordata; Lepidosauria; Squamata; Colubridae
Product: olfactory receptor 12D1-like
Biological process (GO): G protein-coupled receptor signaling pathway
Cellular component (GO): membrane
Molecular function (GO): G protein-coupled receptor activity; olfactory receptor activity
Source: RefSeq, a predicted model, not a curated record
GUUUGACACUCCUGAUAUAGACCUUGGUAUAUGUUAUCUCAGAGACCGUUAACAGUUCAAUUUUCUGAUCCUUGAAAUGGACUAUAAAACAAUGAAGAACAGGACAGAAGUAUCUGAAUUCAUUUUUCUCGGUUUAACAAAUGAUCACAGGUUGCAACAAAUUUUCUUCAUACUUUUCCUGCUUUUCUAUAUAGCCUGUUUAUUAGGAAAUGGGGCCAUUUUGGCAGUGACCCUAGCUGAACCUCGGCUUCACACCCCCAUGUAUUUUUUUCUGGGAAACCUUUCUGGCUUAGAUAUAUGCUACUCUACUGUGACUGUGCCCAAAAUGUUAAGCGGCUUCCUUAGAAAGAAUCAGUCCAUCACCUUUAUUGGCUGCCUCACUCAGUUGCACUUCUUUCACUUCCUGGGCAGUAGUGAGGCUGUGCUGCUUGGUGUCAUGGCCUACGACAGAUAUGUAGCUAUUUGUCAUCCUCUGCGUUAUACUCUCAUCAUGAAUAAAUGGGCUUGUAUUACAUUAGCUGGUGCCACAUGGGCAGCUGGCUUCUUUCAUGCCUUGGUGCAUUCAGUGGCAACCUCUCGGCUAUGGUUCUGUGGCCCUAAUCUCAUUGCACACUUCUUUUGUGACAUCAAGCCUCUCCUGAAGUUAGCUUGCAGUAGCACAGCACUCAAUUUCAUCCUGCUGAAUCUUCUGAGUAGCUUUAUUGCUCUGAGUCCCUUCUUUUUCACUCUUCUCUCUUAUUUUUACAUCAUCUCCUUCCUCUUCUUCAAGGUCCAGUCAUGGAAGAACUGUUGGAAAGCCUUCUCCACUUGUGCAUCCCAUCUGAGUGUGGUGGCCAUCUUCUAUAUUCCAGCACUUUCCAACUAUAUGAUUGCUUCAGCCAGUGAUUCUUCUGAGAAAGAUAUGAUCAUUUCUGUCUUGUACAGCAUAAUCACCCCAGCUUUAAAUCCCCUGAUCUACACAUUAAGAAAUAAGGAAUUCAAAUUUGCUAUAAGAAAGAUUUUAAACAAAAAUCUUCUUUUUGAAAGGGCCUAA